AAAGCCGGGCUCGGGCCUGACGGGGCUGCGGGCGGCGGCGGCCGCGGAGGAGCAGCCUCAGCGAGACGUGGAGGGCUGGAGGCGGCGGCGAUGCACUAGGCCUCGCUCUGGGGCGGCUGCCCGGGACCCGCAGUUGAGUGGUGAUUUUAUGCAAUGGCUUCAAGCCACAGUUCUUCACCAGUGCCUCAAGGAAGCAGCAGUGAUGUUUUCUUUAAAAAAGAGGUAGAUCCAGCAAAACACAUUCGACCUGUGCAGUCACUGCCAGAUGUGUGUCCCAAGGAACCCACAGGUGAUUCACAUAGUUUAUGUGUUGCCCCAUCUCUAGUUACAGAUCAACAUAGAUGGACUAUAUAUCAUUCCAAAGUAAAUCUCCCAGCAGCAUUAAAUGAUCCUAGAUUAGCAAAAAGAGAAUCUGACUUCUUCACAAAAACAUGGGGAUUGGACUUUGUGGACACUGAAGUCAUACCUUCAUUCUACCUCCCACAGAUCAGCAAGGAACAUUUUACAGUAUAUCAACAAGAAAUCUCUCAGAGAGAGAAGAUUCAUGAGAGAUGCAAGAAUAUUUGUCCUCCUAAAGAUAUCUUUGACAGGACUCUCUUACAUACUCAUGAUAAAUCCAGGACAGAUCUGGAGCAAGUACCUAAGAUUUUUCUGAAACCAGAUUUUGCCUUGGACGAUUCCUUAACUUUUAAUUCAGUUUUACCAUGGUCUCAUUUUAAUACUGCUGGUGGAAAAGGAAAUCGUGAUGCAGCUUCCUCAAAGUUGCUACAAGAAAAGCUGAGCCAUUAUCUGGAUAUCGUGGAAGUAAACAUUGCUCACCAGAUCUCUCUACGUUCAGAAGCAUUUUUUCAUGCAAUGACCUCUCAACAUGAAUUGCAGGACUACCUCAAGAAAACUUCCCAGGCUGUAAAAAUGCUUCGAGACAAAAUUGCACGGAUUGAUAAAGUAAUGUGUGAAGGAUCACUACACGUUUUAAGACUGGCACUUACCAGAAAUAAUUGCGUUAAAGUGUACAAUAAACUGAAAUUAAUGGCCACUGUACACCAAACUCAGCCUACAGUACAGGUGUUGUUAUCUACUUCUGAAUUUGUUGGAGCAUUGGACUUAAUAGCAACAACACAAGAGGUUCUACAGCAGGAACUUCAGGGCAUUCACAGCUUCCGGCAUUUGGGAUCACAGCUUUGUGAAUUAGAAAAGCUGAUAGAUAAAAUGAUGAUUGCAGAAUUUUCUACAUAUUCUCACAGUGACUUAAAUAGACCACUGGAAGAUGACUGUCAAAUUUUAGAAGAGGAAAGACUAGUAUCUCUUGUAUUUGGACUUUUAAAACAAAGAAAACUUAAUUUUUUAGAAAUCUAUAGUGAAGAAAUGAUUCUUACAGCAAAGAAUAUCAUUAAACAGUGUGUGAUUAAUAAAGUUUCAAAAAUAGAAGAAAUAGACACAGAUGUUGUUGUGAAGCUUGCAGAUCAGAUGAGAAUGUUGAAUUUUCCUCAGUGGUUUGAUCUGCUAAAGGAUAUUUUCUCGAAGUUUACAAUUUUCCUACAGAGAGUUAAGGCAACAUUAAAUAUCAUUCACAGUGUUGUUCUCUCAGUUCUUGACAAAAACCAAAGGACUAGAGAAUUGGAAGAGAUUUCACAACAGAAGAAUGCUGCAAAAGAUACUUCACUGGACACAGAGGUGGCGUAUUUAAUCCAUGAAGGCAUGUUUAUAAGUGAUGCAUUCAGUGAGAGUGAAUUAACACCUAUAGCAAUCGACACUACCCCUCAAAGAAAUGCAUCUCCAAAUAGCGAGCCCUGCAGCAGUGAUUCGGUAUCUGAACCAGAAUGUACUACUGAUUCUUCAUCUAGCAAAGAGCAGACGUCAUCAUCUGCUACUCCAGGAGGUGUGGAUAUUAUGGUCAAUGAAGACAUGAAAUUAACUGACUUAGAGCUAGGAAAGCUGGCAAAUAAUAUCCAGGAGUUAUUGUAUAGUGCCUCAGAUAUAUGCCAUGAUCGAGCCGUCAAAUUUCUCAUGUCCAGAGCAAAGGAUGGUUUUCUUGAGAAGCUAAAUUCCACGGAAUUCAUAACGCUUUCUAGAUUAAUGGAAACAUUUAUUUUAGACACUGAACAGAUUUGUGGAAGAAAAAGCAUGUCAUUACUUGGAGCACUUCAGAGCCAAGCUAAUAAAUUUGUGAACAGGUUUCAUGAAGAGAGAAAAACCAAGCUCAGCCUCCUCUUAGACAAUGAGCGCUGGAAGCAAGCUGAUGUUCCUGCAGAAUUUCAGGAUCUCGUUGAUUCUAUAUCAGACGGAAAGAUUGCUUUACCUGAAAAAAAGUCAGGGGCUACAGAAGAAAGAAAACCAGCUGAAGUUCUCAUUGUUGAGGGACAACAGUAUGCUGUUGUUGGAACUGUAUUGCUGUUGAUAAGAAUUAUCCUUGAAUAUUGCCAGUGUGUGGAUAAUAUCCCAUCUGUUACUACUGACAUGCUUACUCGUCUGUCAGAUUUAUUGAAGUACUUCAAUUCAAGAAGUUGCCAGUUAGUUCUUGGAGCUGGUGCACUGCAAGUUGUUGGACUAAAAACAAUAACUACAAAAAAUUUGGCUCUUUCUUCACGCUGUUUGCAGUUAAUUGUGCACUACAUUCCUGUGAUCCGGGCUCAUUUUGAAGCUCGACUACAACCUAAGCAAUAUAGCAUGCUUAGGCAUUUUGAUCAUAUCACUAAGGACUACCAUGACCACAUAGCUGAAAUAUCAGCUAAGCUUGUAGCGAUAAUGGAUAGCUUAUUUGACAAGCUAUUAUCUAAGUAUGAGGUGAAAGCUCCCGUUCCUUCUGCCUGUUUCAGGAAUAUUUGUAAGCAAAUGGCAAAAAUGCAUGAAGCUAUAUUUGAUCUCCUUCCAGAAGAACAAACGCAAAUGUUAUUUUUAAGAAUUAAUGCAAGUUACAAACUCCACUUGAAAAAGCAAUUAUCUCACUUAAAUGUGAUAAAUGAUGGAGGACCUCAAAAUGGGUUGGUCACAGCAGAUGUAGCUUUUUACACUGGAAAUCUUCAAGCCUUAAAAGGCCUUAAAGAUUUGGACCUAAAUAUGGCUGAGAUCUGGGAACAGAAGAGGUGAUGACAUACUGGAAAACUGGGUAGUUCAUCUGACCAUGGGAUGUGUAUAUUUAUGAAGAAAAUAUGGAUGCCUGUGAUUCAAGAACUGAACCUGGAACCCAAAGUGAACUGGGGUAGGGGGAAGGGGAAAAGGAAAGUAUCAGUGUUGGGGAACUGGGAUUCAGUGGGAUCUACAAGGAAUGCCAUUUUUGUGCUUCCUUCAAAGUGAGGAGUAACUGAUCAGGUGUCUAUAACAUUUUUCAUUCUCUCUGGAAACAGACUCAGGUUUCUUUGGACCAAAUCCAAAAGAACACAUAGCUGUAACACAGCUGUAGUUGACUAGAAUGCUCUGUAUACUUUAUAUUAAAAAAUGCUUUGCAUUUCUUCCAGUGCAAUGAAAUUCAUAUGGUUUCCCACCUUAUUUAAUGAUGGUACAAUUUAAAAUAUUAAAAUCUUAGUCAAUCUCUGUAGAAAGUUUUCUCUAUGAAAGUAAAGCUGUUUGAAAAAUUAUUUUUUUACAGAUCUUUCUAUAAAAAAUAAACAUCUUUUGAUUGCUUGGAUUUAGGAAUUCAAUUUUUGUUUUAGUGACCAAUGUCAAGUUUCAGGCUUUGUGUGUCGCAUAUUUAAUCUUUCUACUACCACUGUAUGUCAACUGGGUAAAGCCUUCCAGAAUAGUCUAAAUACUUGAAAGGCUGAUCACAAGUAAUAAAGAAUAAGAUAUUGGCAUUUAUUUAUGCAACUACUAAUUUAAAUACUUUUUAGAAGUGGUAUAUGAAAGGCUGUAGUAUAACAGAUGUAUUUUUAUAAAGGUAUCUAUGAAGAGUUUUUUUUUUUUUUGCUUUUUUAUUUCUAGCAGAGGUGAGAAUACGUUGUCAUAUAUUCUGCCUACUUAUGAGUUCUCAUUUUAACAUUUAGAUAACAUGAAGUAUGCCCCCCUUGGGUUCUUGUUUUUAUGUUACUUUCAAUGUGUAUAUGAACACAGACCAGGGAGAAAUAGAACUUUUAAAAUAUAGGCUGCUGUGUUGGGGCUAGAAAUAAAGGUGAUAAGUAAGUUAUUUAAAGACUUUUAUAAUACCUACCUUCAAAAUUAGAAUCAGCAGCACUCUACAAAUGAAAGUGCCUGUGCCUCACUUCACACCAGGAAUCUUGCCUAACCCUGUCAGAGUGCCUAACCUUGUGGUGAUUAUGUACAAUGAAACAGUCUUAUUUUGUGCUCUUCAGUUUCUUUAAGGAAAGCCUGUUUUCUUUAUCAUUACAGAGGUAUGUCAUUGGUUCUUAAACUGUCUCUGUCUAAAAUAAAGCUGUAAAAAAUUA
Molecule: messenger RNA, 4379 nt
Organism: Equus quagga
Lineage: Eukaryota; Metazoa; Chordata; Mammalia; Perissodactyla; Equidae
Gene: VPS54
Product: VPS54 subunit of GARP complex
Exons: 23
Coding region: 154-3087 (977 amino acids)
Biological process (GO): Golgi to vacuole transport; retrograde transport, endosome to Golgi
Cellular component (GO): GARP complex
Molecular function (GO): syntaxin binding
Source: RefSeq, a predicted model, not a curated record